Molecule: messenger RNA, 2508 nt
Organism: Melanaphis sacchari
Lineage: Eukaryota; Metazoa; Arthropoda; Insecta; Hemiptera; Aphididae
Exons: 11
Coding region: 1-1911 (636 amino acids)
Molecular function (GO): sequence-specific DNA binding
Source: RefSeq, a predicted model, not a curated record
AUGCGUGUAUGUUCUGUGGUUGGAUGUACUAGCAGAAAAAAAAAUCCAAAAACAUCUUUACAUAAAGUACCAAAUGAUUUAAAAUUAGUUUGGAAUACUGCUGUAAGUAAGGUGAAUAAUCAAAAAACACCUUUAAAAUAUGUUUGCUCAGAACAUUUCACUAGUGAUGAUUUUUUAACAUCAUACUCUGUGCCAAGUGAUAUCUGCAGCAGUUUUAUUGGUCAAAGGGUGAAACCGGGCUUAAAGAAAGGGGCAAUACCUACAGUAUUUGUACAUGAGAAUCUUAUUUCUCAAAGUGCUCAAAAUAUUAAUAAAGUAUCUAAUUUACAAUGCCACACAGAAAUAUUUAGGAGGGAAUUAUUCAGACAAGAGGUUAUACAAGAUCAACAGAUUAAUUCACAAGAACUAGCUACAGAACUAGAUAAUAACGAAAUAUGUCUGAGUAAACGAUUACGUUUGAGCUGUUCUAAAGAGUAUGACUAUUUUUCAAACUUUAAAUAUAAUGUAAUUGAGAAAAGUAAGAAACAAUUAGUGAUUGAAAAACAAAUAGUUUUCAAAGAUGAUUUAUCAAUUGACUUUUAUGUCAAUAAGUUUUGUAUUCAACCUGAAAGUAUAGGAAUGAUUAAACUAACAUAUCCUAUUAAUAUAGAAUGUAUAACACAGGCAAUAAUUACUUUUGAUUGGAAAUUGACAUGUCAAGGUGGACCAAAACCUAUUGAUUAUCCCGAUUCAAACAAUUUGAAUGAUCCACAGAAGUUAAUUAUCAAAGAAAUAAUUAAUACAAGUAGAGCGACGAUACCAAAUAAUAAACGUUACAGUGAAGACUGGAUUUUAUUAUGUAUUUUAUUAAGGAUUCGGUCACCUUCUACGUAUACAUUUUUAAAACAACAAGACAUUUUACCUUUGCCUUCUGUACGUACCACACGUAAAUAUUUAUCACUUGUUAAUACACAAUGUGGAUUUGACAAACAAUUUUUCCAAUUAUUAAAAAAAAAAUUUAGCAUGCUUACUUCCAAUCAAAAGCAAGGCAUGUUAAUUUUUGAUGAAAUAUGCGUACGGGAAAGUAUUAGUGUAAAUUCUAAAACUUUAAAUUACUCUGGACUAGAAGAUUUUGGUGAAGAUGUGAAAAGUUCAGGGUUAAAAGCUAAUCAUUGUUUAGUAUUUAUAUUUCAAAGCUUAGCUGCAAAUAUCUCCCAGCCAGUAGCAGUGUUUGCUUCUAGGGGUCCUGUAAAAGGUAAUAUUAUAUUACUUAUUCUUGCUCAGCUCGUCAUAAAAGCUAUUUGCCUUCUGGAAGGUAUUGGUGCGAAGGUCAAUGGUGUGGUUUCUGAUGGAGCAUCAACCAACAGAAAACUUUGGGCUGAACUUGGAGUUAGUGGUCAAAAAGGCCAAGUAAAAAAUUAUUUUGAACAUCCUCUGAAAAACAAUAAAAAGGUGUACAUGUUUUCUGAUGCACCUCAUCUAAUAAAAAAUGUCAGAAACAGGUUGUACAACAAAAAGAGUUUAAGAGAGUCUCCAGAAAAGCCUUUUAUUAGAUGGUCACAUUAUGUAGAUGUAUAUAUGAAUGAUAUAGCAAGAAAUUCAAACUCUCCAACCAAAGUAUGCCCUAAAAUAACACCAAGACAUAUAGCUCCAGACAAUUUUGCUAAAAUGAGUGUGAAACUAGCCACUCAAAUAUUCAGUGAUUCUAUGGCUAAGGGUAUUCAGUUUUAUAGGGAAUAUAUUAAGAUUGAUUCAUUAAAAAACAGUUAUGAAACGCAAAAAUUUACUGAAAGAUUAAAUUUAUUGUUUGAUGUUUUGAAUCGAAAAUACCCAGCUGAAGGGAUUAAAAAUGAUUUUAAAGUAGGCAAGUAUGCUAAGUAUAGUAUCAAUUUUAUCAAUUUUAAGUUUGGAAACUCCCAAAAUUACUAUUAGUGAUUUAAAAACCAUUUUUAAUACUAAUGACAUCACAGAAAAAAAAAAAAAAUUGAGCACUUACGUAAAACACUAGAUUCCUAUGUGACAGUAGGUUUAGAAGUAGAAGAUGUAUUUGAUAAUAAUGAUCAUAAUUAUUUUAAAGUUGACACAGAAACCUGUGUUUUAUAUUAUAUAUGUGGAUACAUAACAAGGUACUUCAUGAAGCAUAUAAAUUGCAAGGUCUGUCAGAAGGCAAUAGUUGGCACAACAGAUUUUUGUGAUAGGCCGGAAUCAGUACUGACAAAUUUAAAAUCAAGAGGAGCAUUAACUUACCCAAAUAAGAUUUUAUUUUCUUUAAUUACAGAAAUUGAAAAAUCAUUUUCUAAAUUUUGUGAUUACAGCGAUGCAUUUAAUUUGACGGUUAAUGAUUUUUUUUCAGGCUCAUUAAAUAGCAUUAAGUGGCCUUGUAGUCAACACAAAUGUGAUACAUUAACUUCAAUUUUGUCAUACUACAUUACCAUGCGAAUGCGGCAGUAUACACAAAUAGUUAAUAAAAAUGUUGCAAAAGUGAAUGCUAAGAAGAAAAAAUGUUCUAAACUUACAGUUUCAUAAAUA